Molecule: messenger RNA, 1310 nt
Organism: Ectocarpus sp. CCAP 1310/34
Lineage: Eukaryota; Phaeophyceae; Ectocarpales; Ectocarpaceae
Source: the annotation of a GenBank genome assembly
GAGUACGAGUGGAUGACUAGUGAUUUUUAGGAAAGGGGUACGGUUCUCGUGAGGGCGUGUGAGGGUUGUUCGGCGGAAACUGCAGCGAAGUUGUCUCCGCGCAUGAGGAUCGGGUCACCCCUGAUUUCUGGGCGGUCCCCCACUAAUUCGUGCAUCACCCACGCCGUCAUGACCAUCCCGACAAGUUCAAGCAGAUUGAUCGUCACGCUACUCGUCUCGCGGCACGCGGCCUUGCGUUUUAGUUCUGCCGAAAAGUCUAGUGGGAGGUCGUACCUCCAGUACGUUCGAAGUUCUGUGCAGUAGCCGCCUAUGGCGUCGAAGCUGGCAUCGGAUAAGUAUUUUCUCUUCGGUGGGCGCGCAAGUUGUACGAAACACGGGGCGCUCAGGGAUUCCCCCGCAGCUACGAGCUCAUGCUGGAUCGCCCAUCGCCAAAACUCUAGAUCAGCGUGGAACUCCUUCCCGAGAUCUACGAUGUGGUUCUGGUUACCGUUCGCAGUGUGCAAGCCUGUAAGGCGCAAGAGCCGCCAGACGAAGUACUUUCCAGCUCGAAUCACAAACGUCAUGUUCCAAAGUUUUCCAGCUAUGCUGAAAACCUCUUGUGCGGUCGCUUGCCGCCUAUCUUUUGGCCACUCGUUUUCCAGGGCUGUUUUUAGUGCCUGCGCCUUCUUUUCUGGCACGGAGAUAGUGAGGGCGUGAGAAUCGAUGGUAAACCCCAGAAAUUCAAGUUUGGUAUCCCAGUCCGAACUCUUCUUUGGGGCGAGGAUAGGCGUCUCUCCAGCUUCGUGACCGAACGCACGUACGUAAUCGGAGGCGAGGGACUGGGAGGCGAUCAAGGCAGAACGGUCGGUAUCGGAAAGUUGUGCUCUGAGCAGUGCGUGAUCGUCGACAUAAACCCAAGUCUCGAAAGGGCUGUUCAGCUCGCCCCCUGUACUCGGCCGAAUGACGACAUCGCUGGGUACCGGCGUGGGUUCUCCCUCUUCCCACCUAUCCACAAUCUUCACAUGCUUCAUCAUGUCUACUCCUUCUGGAAGAAUUUGUGCCGUGCUUAGGUUGGUAUUGCGGUGUGCGUGUUCAGCCGCCGACGCCGUGACUCCGAAAUGUCCAGGGGAUCCCGUCCACCCAAACGGGAGUCUCAAGUCCACCACCAGCAAGUCUCCUAGGGUGUAGCCAAAGUUGUGUGCUUGGUCUGGAUUUAUCCGGACGUUGCGAAAGGCAUCGUUCACGUCGGUGGUGGCCAUGAGCAGGCGUAGCUUCGGGCAUUUGGCUCGCAGGCUGACUAACGCGGUUAGGAAACCGGGCAAGGCUCCGGC